This is a messenger RNA of Funneliformis mosseae, 1587 nucleotides long. The record is from the annotation of a GenBank genome assembly. NCBI's taxonomy places the organism in Eukaryota, Fungi, Glomeromycota, Glomeromycetes, Glomerales, Glomeraceae.
AUGAAAUUAAUUUCUGGAUUGUGCAGAACGAUAAAGCGGUAUCAUAGUAGUAGUAGAUCACAACCAUCAUACUUAACCAAUUUCUUUUGUAGGAUUUAUGGUGUUUCAAAGACACGCGACACUUUAAUAUUACGAUCGAUCGAAUCUAAAUUCAAAAGACGAUUUGCAACUUCCUUUGAAGGUCCGGUUGUUGACGAGACAAAUUUGAGGUCUCUAAGGUCUAAACAUUUAUUAGAAAAUACUUCGAUAUCGAAAAGCGGACCCGUAUCACGAUAUAAUGCGCUAGUUGCCUCAGGAAUGGUAAGAGAGGAUUCAUUUCAACGUAGUAUUAUAAAUAUUUUACAAGAUAUGCACGAUCGACUAUUGAAUUAUGAUCCACCAUUUGUCUCUGACGUGAGGGAUGAAGUGAAUGACGAAUCAAUUUUCGGCAAAAUAUCUAAAUUGUUUAGCGCGUCAAUUAAAAACAAUUCUGUUAAUAGCCCAAAAGGAUUAUACUUAUAUGGAGAUGUGGGAAGCGGAAAGACAAUGUUAAUGGAUCUGUUCUAUGAUACGUUACCAAAGAAGCGUAAACGUCGUGUGCAUUUUCAUGCUUUCAUGUUGGAUGUACAUGCUCGUAUUCACCGUUUAAAGCAAACAAAUUAUGAAACUUAUGAUCCAAUCCCACCGAUCGCGUCAGAUUUAGCAAAAAAUGCAAUAAUCCUUUGUUUUGAUGAAUUUCAAGUAACAGAUAUCGCGGACGCUAUGAUUUUACGUCGUCUUUUCGAUGAAUUAUUUAAACGUGGUGUGGUUAUCAUAACAACUUCGAACCGUCAUCCUGAUGAUCUUUAUAAAAAUGGAAUACAGAGAAAAAGUUUCAUCCCAUGCAUUGAACUCAUAAAACAAAGGUGUCAAAUUCAAACACUUGAUUCCGGUACCGAUUAUCGUAGACUCCAAAAAGAAACAUCCGGUGCAUAUUUUUACCCGUUGAACUCUCAAACUUCGCAAUCCAUAAAUGCCAUCUUUAAAAUGUUAACGAAAAAUCGUAAAGUUACCCAGAGAAAGUUGGAAUUUCUCGGUAGACAUUUAUUGGUCCCAGAAUCUUGUGAUGAUAUAGCGAAAUUUACUUUUCAAGAAUUAUGUUGUCAACCUUUAAGCGCUGCUGAUUAUUUAGAAUUGGUGAAAUUUUAUAACACAAUUAUUUUGACUGAUAUCCCACAGAUGAAUCUGGUAUUGAAAAAUGAAGCGAGAAGAUUUAUUACACUGAUUGAUGCUUUAUAUGACACCAAGACAACGUUAAUUUGCUCGGCAGAAACAUCAAUUCAUCAGUUAUUCACGGUAGAAUCCUCAUCACAUUCAGCGUUAUUAAAUCCUCAAUCCUCAACGCACCAUCACACAUUAUUCGAUGAUGUUGAAUUAGAUUUAGAGAAAAGAGAACAAAAUAAAAAUUCACCAAUAUUUACAGGUGAAGAAGAAGUAUUUGCUUUUGAAAGGGCAAUUUCAAGAUUGAUUGAAAUGCAAGGAAAAGAAUGGAUGAGCAAAGUUAUAUUAAGAGCUAGAUCCGGUGGACAAAGUAGUGUUGCUAGACCAACUGUAGAAUAUAUGGGUUAA